CGGUAGCGCCAUGGAUAGCCGGUGCUACGGGUGUGCGUCCAAGUUCUCUGUCUUCAAGAAAGAGUGUGGAUGCAAGAGCUGCGGACGGUCGUUCUGCUCAGGCUGCCUUAGCUUCAGUGCUGUUGUUCCCCGCUGUGGAAGCACUCAGCAGAAAGUGUGCAAGCAGUGUCACGGAAAACUAACUGGAGAGGGAUCUCAAAGCAGUUCAGCAAAAUGGUCACCACCAGAAAACUACAAAAAGCGUGUAGCAGCUUUUGAGGCUAAGCAAAACCAGCUGAAAGAACAACAGAAGGCAGCUGCAAAACCCCCAGGACAAGCAGGCUCCAGAUACCAGGGGCUCUCAAAAGAGGAUAGAGCUAUUGCAGAGAGACUGGAGAGGCUCAGGGAGGAAAGGAAACCGAAGUCCAUCCCUACUCAGGCUGAGAUCGAAGCUAGGCUGGCUGCCCUGAAGGAGGACUGCCGGGGACCUGUUCCAUCCGCACAGGAAAUGGAGGACCGGUUGGCUGUCUUGCAGGGGAGAGAACCUCCUUCCCAGGCUCCCAGACCUGUACACCAACCUCCUGAUACCAGAAGUCUGGUCCAGCAGACAGAUGACCUGUUAACUCAGCUGUCUGAAGAAGUUGCCAUUGAUGAGCGUUACAGACCAAGAGUCCAGCCUCAAGCUGUUAGUAGCCAAAGUUUGAAUGAUCUCAAUCGGGAAAGUGAAGAUUUUGUUUGCCCUGCAAAUCUGGACCCAAAACAGCUAGAGGAAGAGAAGAAUAAACUGCUGGCAGAAGCUGCUGCUGAGCUGCGGGAAGAGAACACUAGGCAGGAAAAGAUCCUACAAGUUGCCAAGAGAUUGGCAGCACUCAGAGGCGAGGACCCAGAGAAAGUUACACUGGAAACCUAUAAACUCCCUGACAGUGAUGAGGAAGUGGCUGAGGAGGAAGCCAUUCGCAGAGUGCUAAAACAGCUCACAGAGGAAGCAGCCCUGGAUGAAGCAAGUGGAUUCAACAUUCCUCCAGAUCAGACCACCCAACUAGGACCCUCGCGACAGAACCUGCAUAAGAAAGCAAAGCAAAAGAGCCAGACUCUAAUCACCACAGCUCUUGCCAGGGCAGAUGACAGUGAUGAGGAUGAGUUACCCUGGUGCUGUAUCUGCAAUGAAGAUGCCACUUUGCGCUGCCAUGGCUGCGACGGGGACCUCUACUGCCAGCGCUGUUUUCGGGAAGGCCACGAUGAGUUUGACCUGAAGGAUCACCACACCUCCCGCUAUCAUCUUCCUUGCAAGUAGAAGUGAUCACACUCUUCAUGGGCAGGGAAGGAGAUGGAGAGUGGGAAAAGAGAGGAGUUGGCCAGAUGGGAAGAGUCCAAGUGGAUUUGCAGCCAAAACGGGUGAUGUUUUGGACAGUUAAAGGAUGUGCUGUAAUCUGAGAGAGGCUUGGAGGGCACGUGACUGUGUCCUCACAAACACAACCAGAGAAGUGCAGGGUUUGCUGUGCAUGCUUGGGGAUAAAUGAGGACUUGAUAUGUGGAGGUGGAUAUGAGUCUAUAAAUACAGACGGUAAGGCAAUGUGGGUAGCAGUAAAGAUGUGUGUUUAAGGCAGUAAUGACUGGCUGAUAAGUAACUUUCUGCUUUUGCUAACAGCUUACACACUGGUUCAACAGGCAGCAAAGCACUUUGCACUAAGAAAACUGUCUGCGUCAUGAUCACUUGUGUGAUGAGAACUUCCAAAGCAUAAUAAAAACUAUUUACGGAGGCCUGUGGUUAAAGUCUCUCCUGGAAAUGCCUGAUAGCCCUUUACAAAGUGUUGCCCUCUUGUAAUGAUAUGUUAGUCCUAGUGUCAAGUGGCUUAGGGAAAGAAAUGAAGGAUCAUGAAGUCAUCAAAAAUGUUUCUGUGGUGUGGCUGGAAAAGGUGCGGGGGCUACUCUGCCUUGACGGGCAGUGUUGCUCAUGUACUUGAA
This is a messenger RNA of Gymnogyps californianus (California condor), 1944 nucleotides long. RefSeq names its product zinc finger FYVE-type containing 19 (gene ZFYVE19). Gene Ontology annotation, biological process: abscission; mitotic cytokinesis checkpoint signaling. The transcript is spliced from 11 exons. The coding region runs from base 11 to 1273 and encodes 420 amino acids. NCBI's taxonomy places the organism in Eukaryota, Metazoa, Chordata, Aves, Accipitriformes, Cathartidae. Gene Ontology annotation, molecular function: phosphatidylinositol-3-phosphate binding; metal ion binding. The record is from RefSeq and is a predicted model, not a curated record. Gene Ontology annotation, cellular component: midbody; cleavage furrow; centrosome.